Messenger RNA from Salvia hispanica, 5716 nucleotides. The record is from RefSeq and is a predicted model, not a curated record. Lineage: Eukaryota; Viridiplantae; Streptophyta; Magnoliopsida; Lamiales; Lamiaceae.
UUUCUGUUCGUGAAUCUCCUAUAAUUUACAGUGGAAAGGGUAAUCUGCAAUUCGCCCGAACAUGGUUAGCUUCUCCUCCAAGCUUUCCCGGCAGAUUAGCUUUCUACUGUACAACUUGAACGAUUCCAACUCCGAUUCGGUUUUCCAAGAGCUAUGCAAUUAUACAAUGGAUGGAAUGGAGGGUAGCAUAUUACUGCUCCAAGCCUGUUUUGACCACCUCAAUAUUUAUUCAAGCAAGUUAAAGGAUAUAAAGCUGCAACCGAUAUUUGCUUCAAUAUUCAAACAUGUUUUGAAUAAACCUAACUUUAGUUCAAUAUUAAGUGAGUCACUUCAGUCUAAAGCCAUCAAUGACGAACUACUGCAGAAUCUUUCUGAUGCUCUACACUUGUCAGUACCUGAUAAAAUUGGAGUUGGUCUUGCUAUGUCUAAUUCUGAAGAUCAUGAUACCAGGAUGUGUGGAAAGAAUUUCUGUUUGAGUCAGAUUACGGAGCUGUGUGCCAAUCCUGUUGCAUUUGAGUCAACUGAGAUAAUUCAGCAUAUUCUUGUGUUACUUAGUCGGUCUGAAGGCCUCUCUAAGCAUUUAGAUUCAUUCUUGCAAAUGUUAUCUCUUGUGCAACUGAAGGCCGAGACUCAAUUUGUCAUCACACCUUUUCUUCACGAUGAACUACGUGGAGAUAACUUCUUCAGACUGGAUGAGGGGAGUGAAGAUGAUUUUGAUGCUAUUCUAGCAGAAAUGGAGAAAGAAAUUAGCAUUGCUGAUGUAAUGUGUGAGCUAGGUUAUGGGUGUACUGCUAAUUUGUCUCAGUGCAAAGAAAUGUUGUCUCUUUUCUUGCCUCUUACUGAUGCCACAGUUGCAAAGAUACUUGGUACGAUUGCCAGAACUUAUGCAGGUCUUGAUAACAGCCAAAAUGUCUAUGCUACAUUCCGCUCUGCCCUUGGUGGUAAUAGUGUACUGGAUCUGCCAUCUUUGAAUUCUUGGAAUGUUGAUGUCCUUGUAGAUUCAAUCAAGCAACUUGCUCCGGGAAUUAACUGGAUUUAUGUCAUGGAGAAUCUGGAUCAUGAGGGAUUUUAUAUUCCUAAUGAGGCAGCAUUUUCAUUUUUUAUGUCUAUCUACAAGCAUGCGUGCCAGGAACCAUUCCCUCUCCAUACUAUUUGUGGAUCUAUUUGGAAGAAUGUUGAGGGUCAGCUAUCUUUUCUAAAAAAUGCAGUCGCUGCACCACCUGAAGUUUUUACCUUUGCUCAUUCUGAAAGGCAGCUGUCCUAUGAUGAUGCUGUGCGUGGGCAUACAUUGCAUUCUGGACCAAAUCGUGCUUGGUCAUGUCAUAAUCUGCUGGUGGUUCUGUGCCAGCUAUCUGAGAUGGGCCAUGCAAGUUUCAUUAGAUCUGUCAUUGAAUCUCCUCUUAAUAACUUCCCUGAAGUAUUACUUCUUGGAAUGGCCCAUGUUAAUGUAGGUGACAUCAGAAAUGAUCUUGAUUUUUUGUUCUGCUUUUUAUACGGUUUAUUGUUUAUUAGCAUGAAGCCAGCACAAUCUUCUUCUGUGCAGCCUGUAAUUGCUCCUUUGAACGGUACACCUACCCUUCCUAAGUCACGCAGUGGCGCUUUGCUGUCAAUACAAUCUGCUUCGUCGAGUUUUUCACGGUCGUCUAUAUCAACCUCAGCAAAGUCUGUCUCUGCAUUAAACAUUGAGACCCUAGUUGCUGCACUUGAGAGAAGAGAAACUCCAAUAGAGGUGAUUGGAUAUACUUGUACAAUUAUGAUGAAUGAUGAUUUAGAGAUGACCUACCAAUCCACCAUGUACAUGGAAGCUUAUUAUGUAGAACUGCCAGUGGGACAACGAAAAAGGGUGGUUAUGAGGAGGGUAAGCAUUGAACCAAAUUUUCAAGAUUUGUACCUGAAGUUUCUUGAUAAAGUAAAUUUGAAACCUUUGAACAAAGAGAUUGUGCAAGCCACUUAUGAAAACUGCAAGGCUCUCUUGGGAUCAGAACUUAUAAAAUCUAGUGUGGAAGAACGAUCACUGCUGAAAAAUUUAGGAUGCUGGCUUGGGAAGAUUACUAUCGGAAGAAAUAAAGUUCUAAGGGCACGAGAGAUGGAUCUAAAAGCUUUGAUUAUAGAGGCAUAUGAAAAGGGACUCAUGAUAGCUGUUAUUCCUUUUACCUCAAAGAUUCUUGUACCCUGUUCGAGCAGUAUUGCAUAUGGGCCUCCAAACCCUUGGACAAUGGGAAUUCUUGGGUUGCUUGCUGAGAUUUAUGUAAUGCCAAACUUGAAGAUGAAUCUCAAAUUUGAGAUUGAGGUUCUGUUUAAGCAUUUAAGUGUUGACUUCAGGAAUGUCACACCCACUUAUCUUCUGAAGGACAUAGUUCGAGAAGUUGAAGGUAAUCCUGAUUUUUUGAAUAAGGAUGUUGGAUCUUCACAGCCACCAAGAAUGAAUGAGGUGAAAUCUGGAAUUAUUUCGAAAAUUAACCAAGUUGAGAUACCCCUUGAUGUUGCUGCCUCUCCCCAUCCUGCCGGCCACUCUUGUAUUAUGCCUCAGUAUGCUGCAGCUGUCCCUCAUUCAUCUGGAACUUUGACUGAGGUUGAGAAGCUAGUUAGCUUGGGAUAUUCUGACCAGCUUCCUUCUGCUCAAGGCCUUUUACAAGGACAGUCACAAUAUGCAGUUAAUCAGUUUCCUGUACUAGCAGCUAAUAUUGAACACCAAGUGGUUGUCAAUAAGAGGCUUCAGGCUUAUGGCUUACACUUGCACUUUCAGAGUGUACUUCCAGUUGCCAUGGAUAGAGCUGUUAAAGAAAUAGUGUCUGGUAUUGUGCAACGCAGUGUUUCUAUUGCGACUGACACAACUAAGGAACUUGUCUUGAAGGACUAUGCCAUGGAGCCUGAUGAGACUCUUAUACGAAAUGCAGCACAUUUGAUGGUAGCAAGGUUGGCAGGAAGUUUUGCUCAUGUAACCUGCAAGGAACCUUUACGUGGUUCAUUAUCAAGCCAGCUCAGAAGCUCACUUCAGGGGUUAGCCAUAGCAAGUGAUCUUCUAGAACAGGCAUUUCAACUGGUGAUCAAUGAUAAUCUGGACCUAGGCUGUGUGUUGAUUGAACAAGCUGCAACUGAGAAGGCAGUCCAAACCAUUGAUGGGGAAAUGGAUCAACAACUUUCUAUUAGGAGAAAGCAUAGAGACAGUGUUGGUGUUGCUUUUUAUUAUGCUAGCCUUUAUGCCCAAGGUCAAAUGAGUAUUUUACCUGAGGCCCUUCGUCCUAAGCCAGGCCACCUGUCUCAUGCACAACAGCGAGUUUAUGAGGAUUUUGCUCGGUUCCCAGGACAGAAUUGUUCCACCCAGAGCUCAAAUGCAGUCCCAGUUGGCCACUCUGCUUCAUCAGAAGGUGGAUUGUCCCGACAAUUUGCAUCUACUUCUGGCAAAAUGAGUGGUAGCAUUUACUCAUCUGGCCUUGUUAGCACUGGAUUUGGUGCUAUGCCCCAGGCACUGGAAAUUGACUCUGAUGAGAUAGCGCCUGUUCGAUGCCAGAUUCCUGCAAGUGUUCCCUCAUCUCAUAUUUCAAUUGGCGAUGGUCCACAAACUCCAGAAAAUGACAUCAUUCCUUCAUUCCUUUCUGCGUUGGACACUGGUAUGCUACAGAUAGAACCUUCCCAUUCUGCAAAAGAACCUGGAAAUGCUUCACAUCCUACUAAUGCAACUCUGGCUUCUGAGCAUCCUGGGACAAAUGUCUCUGAGCCAUUAGUAACCACUGGUGACACAUUGUGUAACUACCAGACUAUCUCAGAGAAGCUAGAAAAUCAGUUGGCUAAUGAAGCGAAAGAGGUUGAGAUUCAGCUUACUGCAAGACCUGAAUCCGCAGAGUCAUUACAACAGCUGAUUGAAAUAGCUAAGAACCCUGCUAAUGCUGGAAAUUUGUCUCCUUCGGCUGUUGGUAAAGAAGAAAUUGCACGAACCUCCAGGGACAAAAAGUUGGUGGAACCUGGGCUUCAUGGGACAAGCAGGGAAGAAUUCAGUGUGACAGAAUUGAUGGAUUUUGAUGCUGCUGGUUUCUCUGAACAGGUAUUUGGGUUGUUUGCUGAAUGGUACCAAAUAUGUGAACUUCCUGGAGCAAAUGAUGUGGCUUGUGCUCGCCAUGUCUCACUCUUGCAACAGAGAGGGCUGCUUAAAGGAGAUGAUAUGACUGAUCGAUUUUUCCGCAGGAUUAUGGAACUCUCUGUAUCACAUUGUCUAUCAUCGGAGGAUAUAAAUUCUAGCCCUUGCCCUUCUACUCAAGGACAACCACUAUCAUUCCUCGCUAUUGAUAUAUAUGCGAAGUUAGUUUUCUCAGUUCUGAAGUUUUGCCCUGUGGAUCAAGGCUCGAGGAAACUUUCACUUCUGCCAAAGGUUCUUGCUCUUACGGUGAAAUUUAUUCUAAAAGAUGCUGAGGAGAGAAAGGCGUCAUUUAAUCCAAGGCCCUACUUUAGGUUGUUUGUUAAUUGGCUGCUUGAUUUGUGUUCAUUGGAUCCUGUAUUUGAAGGUGGCAAUUUUCAGGUAUUGACUACUUUGGCGAAUUCCUUCCAUGCAAUUCAGCCUCUCAAGGUCCCAGGGUUCAGCUUUGCGUGGCUCGAGUUGGUUAGUCAUAGAAGUUUUAUGCCAAAGCUGCUUGCUGCAAAUGCACAAAAAGGAUGGCCAUAUAUUCAGAGGUUACUGGUGGACUUGUUCCUGUUCAUGGAACCAUUCCUGAGGAAGGCUGAACUUGAUGAACCGGUGAAAUUUCUGUACAAAGGAACACUCCGAGUGUUGUUGGUGCUACUUCAUGAUUUUCCAGUGUUCCUUUGUGAUUAUCAUUUCAGCUUUUGUGAUGUCAUCCCCCCCAGAUGCAUACAAAUGCGGAAUAUAAUCCUUAGCGCAUUUCCUCGCAAUAUGAUGCUUCCAGAUCCUUCUACUCCUAACUUAAAGAUUGACCUUCUGGCGGAGAUUAAUCAUACGCCGAGAAUUCUUUCAGAUGUUGAUACCGCACUUAAAGCAAAGCAGAUCAAGGAUGAUGUGGACGAGUAUCUUAAGACUAGGCAACAAGGAUCCCCGUUUCUCACUGAGUUGAAGCAGAAGCUUCUAAUAUCUACAAGUGAUGCUGCUUGUGCCGGGACUCGUUACAAUGCUCCUUUAGUUAACUCCCUUGUUCUUUAUGUGGGGCUGCAGGCUAUUCAGCAACUGCAAGCGAGAAAACCCCCUCAUGCUCAAACCAUGGGUAAUAUGAGUGCAUUCUUGGAGAGUGCUGCUCUGGAUGUUUUCCAAACGUUAAUAAUGGAUCUUGAUAGAGAGGGCCGAUACCUUUUCCUGAAUGCCAUUGCCAACCAAUUGCGCUAUCCAAAUAACCAUACCCAUUUUUUCUCCUUUGUUCUUCUUUAUCUGUUUGCUGAAUCAAACCAGGAAUUGAUCCAGGAGCAGAUUACUAGAGUCUUGUUGGAACGUUUGAUCGUCAUUAGGCCUCAUCCAUGGGGUCUUAAGAUGACAUUUAUUGAGCUAAUCAAGAAUCCGAGGUAUAACUUCUGGAGUAGGUCGUUUACGAGGUGCACACCUGAGAUCGAGAAGUUGUUUAAAUCAGUAUCUUGGUCGUUUGGGGGCUCCAAACCUGUUGAUGACAGUGUAGUACCUGACACCCUUCAUUAAACAAACCCUGUUGUGAAUGUAAAUUCUCCAUUUCCUUAAUAUUUACUAUCCCUUGAACAUAUAUCUCAAGUUUCUUCUCUACAA